This is a messenger RNA of Lodderomyces theae, 345 nucleotides long. It is a transcript of the gene YKE2, whose product is annotated as tubulin-binding prefolding complex subunit. Gene Ontology annotation, biological process: protein folding; chaperone-mediated protein complex assembly. Gene Ontology annotation, molecular function: protein-folding chaperone binding. Gene Ontology annotation, cellular component: cytoplasm; prefoldin complex. The transcript has a single exon. The record is from RefSeq and is a predicted model, not a curated record. Bases 1 to 345 code for a protein of 114 amino acids. NCBI's taxonomy places the organism in Eukaryota, Fungi, Ascomycota, Pichiomycetes, Serinales, Debaryomycetaceae.
AUGCCGGAUUUAAACAAGAAGCUAGAGAAUCUCUCACUACAAUUCUCCAACGACCAACAAACUCUAAACGAUCUCAUCACGUCAAGAUCCACAUUGGAGACCCAACUACAAGAAAACAAAAUUGUCCAAGCGGAAUUUGCCCAACUAUCAGCAUCGGACAAGAUAUAUAAAUUGACAGGACCCAUUUUGUUGCCGCAGGAUUAUAAUGAAGCGUCAAUGAAUGUGGAUAAGAGGAUUGAGUUUAUUGAAGGGGAGAUUGAGCGGGUUGAAACCAAGAUUGGCCAAAAGGAAGGUGAUUUGGAGAAAAUUAGGGCGGAGUUGGUUGCUCUUCGAACACAAGCUUGA